GGGACAGUGAUGACUACACAAGUCUGUUCUUGUGUAGAUGCCCGCUUCUCCCACCAUCCUGGUGAGUAGCUUGCUAAUUUCCUUUGUGUGCAGGACAAUAGGACCACUACCAAGAAAGUCAGGCUGCUUACCUGUAACACUAGAUCUUGUAGUGGCCCAUUGUCCUUCACAUGACCUGAAAGCACUCACCUGUUUUGUUAAUCGCGGUAGUCAAGGACUGAGAGACUUGUGUGCAGGCAUCCUUAGUGUGAAGGAAAGGAUAACGGACCACUACAAGAACUACUUACAGGUAAGCAACCUUACUUUCUUCCUUGGACAUACCACCCCUUCCUCUUUUCUCUGCCCCUCAUAUGGGGAUAUAGAAUUUCCACACCAAAGGAGGCCUUUCCACUGCUCUAAUCCUUCCCAGAUGUGCUGAAUCUCUUUCCUCCUGAAGGCUGUUCCCACCCUCCUCAUAACAGCUGUAGCGAGAGGGUGAUUAACUCUCCAGGCUUCUGAGAUGCCUUUGGGCUUCUCCAGCCAUUCUUAUCUUGUGGUUUGCACACGUGCUUGCCCACAUCUCCCCCUUACUUUUUUGAGUGAGGUGAACAAAUCUUUUCAAGAAGCCAUUUAAAAGAAUAGAAACAGAAAGGAAUGCUAGAGAAAGCUUCACUUCCUUUGCUUUUAAGAACUCAGUGAUGUAGUUCUUCGAUUCACUGAAUCCAUUGAGCCAUUUCCAGCAUUUGUAGGAACAAAAGAGAAAAGAUGAUUGAUUGAUUGAUUGAUUGAUUGAUUUGAUAAAGUGCCGUCAAGUUGGUGUUGACUCUUAGCAACCACAUAGAUAGAUUCUCUCCCGGAUGAUCUGUCUUCAACUUGGCCUUUAAGGUCUCUCAGUGGUGCAUUCAUUGCUGUUGUAAUCAAGUCCAUCUACUUUGCUGCUGGUCAUCUUCUUCUUCUCUUUCCUUCAACUUUCGCCAGCAUUAUGAACCUAAAGGGGGCUGGGUUUUCGCAUAAUGUGUCCAAAGUAUGAUAGUUGGGGCCUGGUCAUUUGUGCCUUAAGUGGAAAUUCUGGAUUGAUUUGUUCUACGAUCCAUUUGUUUGUUUUCCUGGCUGUCCAUGGUAUCCUCAAAAGUCUUCUCCAGCACCAAAGUUCAAAAGCGUCAAUGCUUUUUCUAUCUUGCUUCUUCAGAGUCCAGCUUUCACAUUCAUAGAGUGUCAUGGGAAAAACCAUUGUCUGAAUGAUUCUAAUCUUUGUAAGUAAAGACACAUCACGGCAUCUAAAUAUCCUUUCUAAGGUCUUCAUUGCAACCCUACCAAGUGCUAAUCUGUGGCGUAUUUCUUGACUGCUGGAUCCUUUACUGUUGAUGGUCGAUCCUAAAAGGCAGAAAUCCACCACUUCAGUGUCUUCAUUAUCAAUUCUGAGGCUGGUUGCUGUGCCUGUUGUCAUCAGUUUAGUCUUCUUUACAUUUAGUCGUAGUCUCAAUUUUUCACUGUGCUCCUUGACUUUCAUUACUAGAGCUUGCAGAUCAUCCACAUUUUCGGCUAUCAGAGUGGUGUCAUCAGCGUAGCUCAGGAUAUUGGUGUUUCUUCCUACAACUUUAAAACCACGCUCAUCUUCUUCCAAUCCAGCUUCUCUCAGUAUACGUUCAGCAUAUAAAUUGAAUAAAUAAGUAUACAGCCUUGUCUUACCCCUUUGCUGAUCUGAAACCAGUCUGUUUCACCAUAUUCCAUCUGGACUGUGACUUCCUGUCCUGUGUAUAGGUUUCUCAUGAGAUGUUCUGGGAUGCCUAUUUCCCUAAGGAUAUUCCACAACUUGACGGUUGACAGAAUCAAAGGCUUUUCUGUAGUCAAUGAAGCACAUAUUGACUUCUUUGGGGUAUUCUUUGGCUUUCUCAGUUAUUCAGCAUGCAUUGGCAGUAAUGCUUCUUGUUCCUCGGCCUUUUCUGAAACCAGCUUGAACAUUCAGCAUUUCCCUUUCCACAUAGGGCUCUUAUUCUGCGAUGAAUGAUCCUGAGCAUCAUUUUGCUAGCAUGUGAAAUUAAGGAUAUUGUGUGAUGGUUUGUGCAAUCUGUUUAGUCUCCUUUAGUCAAACAGUGAAGCAAAUCAGAUAGUGUGAAGCUGGAUAAAAAUUCAUGACAAAUCUAACAAAGCAUAGACUUGAGCCUGUAAUAGGGACUGCUUUGUGGCAGUGAUAGCCAGAAUGCAAAGUUAUUUUUCCGUCACCAUAUAUUGCUCUACAUGGGCCACGAGUUCAGAAGGGAUGUUUCCAAGUGUCAUCAUUGUCUGAAGUAAGACUAUCUGUCAUCUGAAAUGGGUUUUCUUUGGCACUGGUGCCCACACUGUAGAAUUCAGUUCCCCCAAAGACUUUCCAGAUCUGUUUCAGUGAGGUCUUUCGUUUCAGCAUGUAGCAAAAAUGUGCUUGUUGUUCUUCACGUAGGGCAGGAUCUAGAUUAAGUUAGUCAUGACUGGAAUUCAUGGGACUUAAGUUAACUAUGACUAACUUGCCUCAUUGAUUUAAGUGGUGCUUAGUCAUGACAAACUUGGUCUGGAUCCUGUCAUAUUCAAUGCUGAUGCUGUGUUUUUCAGUGCUUUUCUAAGCUACUGAUUUUAAAAUGAAACAUUUAUUUAUUUAUUUAUUUAUUUAUUUAUCAAAUUUGUACACCGCUCCAAACUUUUGUCUCUGGGCAGUUAACAAUAGCAUAAAAUAGUAAAAAACAUAUACAAACAACUUAAAACAAUUUAACAAUGUAAAAAUAAACCAGAGAUUAAAACCUAAAAUUUGUUAGGAAGCUGAGAAAGCUUGGGCGAAAAGAUGGGUUUUCAGGUGUUUUUUGAAAAUUGCCAGAGAUGUGGAGGAUCAUAUCUCCACAAGGAGUGCAUUCCACAAUCUCGGGGCAGUGAGCAAGAAGGCCUGUCUCUGUGUAGCCACCAAACAAGUUGGCGGUAACUGGAGACAGACCUCCUCAGAUGACCUCAAUGGGCGGUGAGGCUUGUAAUGAAGAAGAUGCUCCCUUAAAUACCCAGGGCCUAAGCCAUUUAGGGCUUUAUAACUAGCACUUUGUAUUUUGUCCGGAAACCUAUUGGCAGCCAGUGUAGCUCCAUCAGUAAUGUGGUCUCUCCGAGAUGACCCAGAGACCAACCUGGCUGCCGCAUUCUGAACCAACUGAAGUUUCCGGACUACGUACAAAGGCAGCCCCACGUAGAGCACAUUACAGAAGUCAAGUCUGUAGGUUACCAACAAAUGUACCACUGUUUUGAGGUCAUUGAUCUCGAGUAACAGGUGCAGCUGGCGUAUCAGCCGGAGCUAAUAGAAAGCACCCCUAGCCACCACCUCAACUUGAGAAACCGGGGAGAGGUAUGAAUCCAGAAGUACUCCCAGACUUUUGGGGAAAUGUGACCCCAUCUAGAACAGGUAGAUCGAAACCAUCUCUAGAGUUCUGACCCCACACAAUAAGUACCCCCGUCUUAUCUGGAUUCAGCUUCAGUUUAUUCUCCCUCAUCCAGCCCAUUACUGCUUCCAGGCAGGCAUUUAGGGAGGAUAUGCCAGCUCCUGAAGACGUUGACAUGGAGAAGUAGAUCAGGGUGUCAUCAGCAUACUGGUAACACCCAGCUCCCAAUCCCCUGAUGAUCUCUCCCAGCGGUUUCAUGUAGAUGUUAAAAAGCAUUGGAGAAAGUACGGAGCCUUGAGGGACACCAUACUUAAGCUCAGAUUUUGAAGAGCAACAAUCUCCAAUCGACACCAUCUGGAAUCUAUCCGAGAGGUAGGAGCGGAACCACUGUAAAACAGUGCCUCUCACCCUCAACACCCUCAGACGUUCCAGAAGGAUACUGUGGUUGAUAGCAUCGAAAGCCGCCGAGAGAUCGAAAGGACCAACAGAGUCACACUUCCUCUGUCAAUUGCCAAUUGGAGAUUAUCCAUCAGGCCGACCAAGGCAGUCUCCACCCCAUAGCCUGCCUGAAAACCAGUUUGAAAUGGGUCUAGAUAUGUUUUAGUUGAAUUGGUUUGUAUGUUUUGUUUAUUAACUUUCUGUUUUUAAGCCACUUUCUAUGUUGUACUGCAGUCAGUAUUAUUAAAACUAGAAACGCACAACUUAUUACUUAAAUUUACAGAAUGCUUUUUCAUAUGAAAGUGCUCAUUUAUGUAGAAAACAGGGCAGUGAAUUUAGGUAAUAAAUUAUGGGAUUCUGUUUUUAACUGUUUCAGAGAGUAAUAACUGAUGCACAAGAUAGAAAAAAUAUUGGGAAUUAAUGAGUGAAACAUGUUCAGGUUUUAUGCAAGGCUUGGUUAUAUACAAGGCUUUUUCACAUUGACUGCCGACUGUGUAGGAGAAGCACCCAAGCUGGGUAUGAAAGCCAGACAUGCUCCCAGUUUUUGGUCGUUUGCUUGCAAACAUAAAGGCAGAAGGUGGGGAGGAAGAUCAUGUGUAAGGUGGCAGAUAUGUAGGAUGGCUUUUUCUCCUAUCUUGGUAAAAUGCAGGGGGCAGAAUCUGGUAGGACUCACUCAUCCUACCAACUGCCGCCUCACACAUGAGUGCUAAACUUCACCUAACUGAGAGGCAGGAGAAGCUCUCGCCACUGGUGCCUGCUCUGCCGCCGCAGAGCAGAGGCUUUAAACAUUUUUUUAAAAAAGUUUUUUAAUCCCACCCCCCCACACACACUAAAAGCAGGAGAAAGCUCUUCCCAGACAGGAUGAGCACUUCCUCACUGGAAUUUGGGACGUCCCGCACAAUGCGGGAUGGCUGGCAACCCUACAUGUGAACAAGCCUAGUGAGUUUCAUAGCUGAGUAAGGAUUUGACCUUGGGUCUGUUAUAUUUAAAUCAAAUCAACUGGCUCUUUACAGUAGUGAAGAUAAAAUUAAGAUAAUCUAGUGUUAGAGUUGGUAUAGUUUUUAUAUUAAAAUGCUGCAAGCCUUUCAGCAGCCUGCAUUCUCAGCAAAUGAUAACCUGAUUUUUCCCCUUCCAUUCCACGUUUUUUUAAGUGAUUGUAUCACAUAAGUCAGGUGUUUCUGUGUGAGAUAAUAUAUAAAGUAUAAUGCAAAAAUGACCUCAGCCGUGUUUCUUUAUUUGGGCCAGUUCAAAUAACUCCAAACCAACCAACCAUGAUUUUUGAGGUUGCAAUGAUACUCCAAAUUUCUUGAGCCUAAGCUUGCCUGCCUCCCGCUCCUGCCAAUAUCGACUGAACCUGCAGCUGUUGUGGUUUAUAAACCAUAGUUAAAUAGCUCUAGGUUUGUUUGACAGGUGGAGCUGCUAUCUAAACAGGAUGUUUGAUGUCAGAGCUCCAUGCUAGAGCAGAUGAGAUAAGGGAAGGGAGGAAGAUGGCAUGUGCAGGAGUCUUUGGAUUUUGAGUUCAUGACAGACAUAAGAAAUGGUUUCGAUGAGUUGUGAAAGACCAACUCUUUUUUUUUAGAGCGAGAGAAGGGUAUCUUUUAGACAAAAUAUGGGCAAAGUCCAAAGAAACAAUUUGAAUGAGUAAGUGAAUUAGAUGUGUAUCCGCGUUAUCUUUGAGGUUUGCUCUAAUGCAGUGUUACUGUGUUUGCUCUGAUCUCUAUUGUUUAUACAUGUGUGCACCUAGUUUGUGUGUUGGGGGCAGGAACACAUCAGUUCUGGGGAAAUUACUAUUUGAAGUCGGCGAAAUUACUCAGAUGCUAGGGGAAUGCUUCCCUUUCGCAGCAAAAGUAAACUCUGACCAGCCAAUGAAGCAGGAAUUUAUCUGUCCAGCAGAGUGGGUCCAAAUCAACCCCAGAUCAACAAGCACACAUAACUUAAAACAGGAGACACUUAUAGACUGGUGUGAUGAAAAGGAACUUAAUUUGAUUUUAACAACUGGAGGAACAGGGUUUGCACCAAGGGAUGUCACACCAGAGAAAUUCCCAACAUUCCCAUUUUGUGGGCUCCAGAGAGGGGCCACUAAAGAAGUAAUAGAACGAGAGGCCCCAGGGAUGGCCUUGGCAAUGCUGAUGGGAUCCCUUAAUGUUACACCUCUGGGCAUGCUCUCUAGACCUGUAUGUGGAAUCAGAGGAAAAACUCUCAUAAUUAACCUUCCAGGUAGCAAGAAAGGGUCACAGGAAUGCUUUCAGUUUAUACUGCCAGCCCUACCUCAUGCCAUUGACCUUUUGCGGGAUGCCAUUGUAAAAGUAAAAGAGGUACAUGAUGAACUUGAAGAUCUACCUUCACCACCACCACCUCUUUCUCCUCCUCCAACCAUCAGCCCUCACAAGCAAACAGAAGACAAAGGUGUACAAUGUGAGGAAGAGGAGGAAGAGAAAAAAGACAGUGGAGUUGCUUCAACAGAGGAUAGUUCCUCCUCACACAUAACUGCUGCAGCCAUUGCAGCUAAGAAGCAUCCAUUCUACACCAGUUGUGCUGUUAUCAUGGCAAAAGGUGAACAUCCCAUCCCUGGUCUCAUCUGUUAUUCCCAUCACGCAGCAGGCAGUGCAGGAGAACCGAUUCCAGAUUCCAUCAUAUCUCGUGGCGUUCAGGUGCUUCCACGAGACACGGCCUCACUUAGCACUACUCCUUCAGAAUCUCCUCGUGCCCAGGCCACCUCUCGUCUCUCCACUGCUUCCUGCCCAACACCAAAACAAAUUAGACGCCCGGAUGAAAGCAAAGGAGUUGCUAGUAGAGUUGGAUCCCUCAAAGCUCGGCUCCCUUCGUGUUCAUCCACCUAUAGUGUUUCUGAGGUCCAGUCCAGGUGCAGCAGUAAGGAGAACAUCCUCAGAGCCAGUCAUAGUGCUGUAGACAUCACAAAGGUGGCAAGAAGACACCGUAUGUCUCCAUUUCCAUUAACAUCUAUGGACAAAGCCUUCAUCACAGUAUUGGAGAUGACUCCAGUGCUUGGAACAGAAAUAAUAAAUUACCGAGAUGGAAUGGGCAGAGUCCUUGCCCAAGAUGUUUAUGCAAAAGACAACCUACCACCAUUCCCAGCUUCAGUAAAAGAUGGCUAUGCCGUCAGAGCUGCUGAUGGACCUGGGGAUCGUUUCAUCAUUGGGGAAUCCCAAGCUGGUGAGCAACCGACUCAGACUGUGAUGCCUGGUCAGGUAAUGAGAGUUACAACUGGUGCUCCAAUACCCUGUGGUGCUGAUGCUGUGGUACAAGUGGAAGACACAGAACUCAUCAGGGAAUCCGAUGACGGCACUGAAGAACUUGAGGUGCGCAUUCUAGUGCAGGCUCGACCAGGCCAAGAUAUCAGACCUAUAGGACAUGACAUUAAAAGAGGUGAAUGUGUGCUGGCCAAGGGAACUCACAUGGGUCCAUCAGAAAUUGGUCUUCUAGCAACUGUUGGAGUAACAGAAGUUGAAGUUAACAAGUUCCCAGUCGUUGCAGUAAUGUCAACAGGGAAUGAGUUACUGAAUCCUGAAGAUGACCUGUUACCAGGAAAGAUUAGAGACAGUAAUCGUUCAACCCUUCUAGCAACAAUUCAAGAACAUGGAUACCCAACAAUCAACUUAGGGAUUGUGGGAGAUAAUCCAGACGAUUUACUUAAUGCCUUGAAUGAGGGAAUCAGCCGUGCUGAUGUCAUCAUCACAUCAGGGGGCGUGUCCAUGGGGGAAAAGGACUAUCUUAAACAGGUGCUGGACAUUGAUCUUCAUGCCCAAAUUCACUUUGGCAGGGUUUUUAUGAAACCGGGCUUGCCAACAACCUUUGCAACUUUGGAUAGUGAUGGUGUAAGGAAAAUAAUAUUUGCACUCCCAGGGAAUCCUGUGUCAGCUGUUGUUACCUGCAAUCUCUUCGUUGUCCCAGCACUGAGGAAAAUGCAGGGAAUCCUGGAUCCUCGUCCCACUAUCAUAAAAGCCAGGUUAUCAUGUGAUGUAAAAUUGGACCCUCGUCCAGAAUACCAUCGGUGCAUACUGACUUGGCAUCACCAAGAACCACUGCCUUGGGCACAAAGUACAGGGAAUCAGAUGAGCAGUCGUCUGAUGAGUAUGCGCAGUGCCAAUGGACUGUUGAUGCUACCUCCAAAGACAGAACAGUAUGUGGAACUUCAUAAGGGCGAGGUGGUUGAUGUCAUGGUCAUUGGAAGACUAUGAUGUCACCAGCAAGAGAGAAGUUUUGAUGCAUGUCCACAUAUCAUUGACUGUAUCCUGUAAUAUGCAACGGCACAGCUAGUUUUUCUGAUUUGGAUAAAAGUUGAUCAGUAUAGUCAACACCUUGAACUAUAUUUCAAAUGGAUUUAAAUAAAUACCUUUUAAAAAAACUUUAAAAAUAAAUCUUAAAGAAAUCUAUUCUGAUUAUAUCAAAGCAACUUUUUCCUUUCUUGCAAUUGCUUUGUGUGUUCAAUGCUAGUUCAGAUAGCGGUAGCUUUUAGUAGACAGCGGUAGGUGCCUGCAGAACUUGUGUUUUUUCUCAUCUUUAAGAUACAACUACUUAUGCUCUUAAAACAAGGCUGUCUGCUUAUUUAUACUAGCGUAGACAACACUUGGAUUUCCCUUAUUAGUAUGCUUCAUAACCGCUUCACAGAGAGCUUCUGCUUGUUCUUUAUCUUGUAUCUCGUGUUGAUGUGCACAGUGCCAAAAGCAGAGUGGCUGCAUUGGGAACCCGAUCAAGCCCCGAGGUUUUCUCCCCUUGCUGCGCGUUCAGGGAUAUCUGUCAUCCCAGCAGCCACCCAGCUAAGUACUCUUGGGCAGUAACUGGAUACCUUUUUGUUUAAGCAAACAACAAAAAUUGCUUCCUUAAGUGCUGACAGCCUUUUUAACCAAUACAUUUAAAAAUGUACAGAAUUAAAAUCUAAAAAAAUCAAAGACUGAUCUUGUACAGAUAUUAGUGUUACCAGCAUUCGUGUGGAAAUUAAAUGAGCAAAGAAAUAAAACUAAUGUUAAACAACUCUGUACCAUAACAUUUUCUGUAAUGAUACUGAAACUUAAAUGAAUAAAAAAAAUUCCUUGAUCAUUAUUUAAAAGAA
Molecule: messenger RNA, 8877 nt
Organism: Hemicordylus capensis (graceful crag lizard)
Lineage: Eukaryota; Metazoa; Chordata; Lepidosauria; Squamata; Cordylidae
Gene: GPHN
Product: gephyrin
Exons: 24
Coding region: 5495-8005 (836 amino acids)
Biological process (GO): gamma-aminobutyric acid receptor clustering; establishment of synaptic specificity at neuromuscular junction; glycine receptor clustering
Cellular component (GO): dendrite; cytosol; postsynaptic membrane
Molecular function (GO): molybdopterin molybdotransferase activity
Source: RefSeq, a predicted model, not a curated record